Pygoscelis adeliae (Adelie penguin) is the source of this 912-nucleotide messenger RNA. RefSeq names its product sarcoglycan, zeta (gene SGCZ). Gene Ontology annotation, cellular component: sarcolemma; sarcoglycan complex. The record is from RefSeq and is a predicted model, not a curated record. NCBI's taxonomy places the organism in Eukaryota, Metazoa, Chordata, Aves, Sphenisciformes, Spheniscidae. Gene Ontology annotation, biological process: heart contraction; cardiac muscle tissue development. The transcript has 7 exons. Bases 1 to 912 code for a protein of 303 amino acids.
AUGACACGAGAGCAGUAUAUAUUAGCAACACAACAGAACAGUCUUCCAAGGACUGAACAUCCUCAGUUUUACCCAGUAGGGAUUUAUGGAUGGCGAAAGAGGUGCUUAUACUUCUUUGUCCUUCUGCUGUUGGUUACCAUGAUUGUUAACUUAGCGAUGACAAUAUGGAUUUUGAAGGUUAUGAAUUUCACAGUGGAUGGAAUGGGAAAUUUGAGAGUCACUAAAAAAGGAAUACGACUUGAAGGGAUAUCUGAAUUUCUACUUCCACUAUACGUGAAAGAAAUCCAUUCCCGAAAGGAUAGCCCACUGGUCUUACAGUCUGACAGAAAUGUAACAGUGAAUGCAAGAAAUCACAUGGGACAGUUAACUGGACAACUGACAGUAGGAGCUGAUGCUGUGGAGGCCCAGUGUAAGAGAUUUGAAGUGAGGGCAAGUGAAGGUGGAAAAGUGUUGUUUUCUGCAGAUGAAGAUGAGAUUGUCAUUGGAGCUGACAGACUGAAAGUAACAGGCACGGAAGGGGCAGUGUUUGGGCACUCUGUGGAGACACCCCAUAUCAGAGCAGAACCUUCCCAAGACCUCAAACUUGAAUCUCCUACUAGAUCUUUGGUGAUGGAAGCACCCAGAGGAGUGCAAGUCAAUGCAGCUGCAGGAGACUUAAAGGCUACCUGUAGGAAAGAACUGCACUUGCAGUCCACAGAAGGGGAGAUAUUUUUAAAUGCAGAUACAAUCCGUCUGGGAAAUCUACCAGUGGGUUCCUUCUCCUCUUCCUCCUCCUCUUCCUCACCCAGCUCUUCAGCUCCUCGCCAGACUAUCUAUGAGCUCUGCGUGUGUCCCAAUGGUAAACUUUACCUGUCCCCAGCAGGAGCAGGCUCCACAUGUCAAUCCAGUAGCAACAUCUGUUUGUGGAGCUAG